Molecule: messenger RNA, 2619 nt
Organism: Thalassophryne amazonica
Lineage: Eukaryota; Metazoa; Chordata; Actinopteri; Batrachoidiformes; Batrachoididae
Gene: slc61a1
Product: major facilitator superfamily domain containing 5
Exons: 2
Coding region: 199-1644 (481 amino acids)
Biological process (GO): molybdate ion transport
Cellular component (GO): membrane
Molecular function (GO): molybdate ion transmembrane transporter activity
Source: RefSeq, a predicted model, not a curated record
UGGUGAAAUUGUGAAACUGCAUCCCGGAAGUCCGUUAGUGUUGCAAUGAAAGCAGACUUGCUGCUGUCUUUACCUUCAGUUAUCGUUUAUGUUUUCUCUGGACACUAACAUGGGCUCGCUGUCAAACGGUGCUGAGAAUUAACAACACAGGAGCUGAUAAAGACUCACACGCCUCAGGUUUAUCAUCGACUGGGUGCAAUGUUUGACACCAUGUUGGUGACGUCAUAUCUGGCCUUCAUUUUCCUGUUAGUCCUGUGUGUUGGCCUUGAGCUCACAUCUCGUCGCCUCACUCCUCCUCAGACGGCUCCUUCUGCUGUAGCCAACCCAGUCUUCCGUCGCUUCCAGCGUGUAUUCCUCCGGGCAUACCUGUUGGCUCUGUGGGCAGACUGGCUCCAGGGUCCUUACCUCUAUAAGUUGUACCGUGACUACACUUUUCUGGAAUCCCAAAUAGCCAUCUUGUACGUGUGUGGCCUGGCCUCCUGUAUUCUGUUUGCUCCUGUUGCUGGUUGGCUUCCUCAGGUUCUGGGUCGCAGACAAACGUGUCUUCUCUUCUGCCUAUCCUACUCCGCAUGUUGCCUCACCAAGCUGUCACAAGACUAUUUUGUUUUGAUUGUGGGCCGUAUUCUGGGAGGUUUGUCCACAUCCCUACUCUCCACCACAUUUGAAGCCUGGUACGUGCAUCAACAUAUAGAUAUCCAUGAUUUUCCCAAGGAGUGGAUUCCUAGCACCUUUUCAAAAGCUGCUACCUGGAACCACGGGCUUGCUGUUGCAGCAGGGUUGGCGGCUAACCUGUUGGCUGAGUGGCUCCACCUGGGACCUGUGGCACCCUUUCUUUUAGCUGUACCCUUCCUGGCAAGCUGUGGAUGGGUGGUGCUUACAGACUGGGGUAGGGAAGAGGCUGAGGGAGGCCUUGAAGGGAAUAAACAGACACCCGUCCUUGGAGUCCCAAAUGCAUCACAGGCCCGUAUGUCUGCCAAGGCCCGGUUCUCACGGAGCUGCCACGACGGGCUGCGCUGCCUGCUGUCAGACAGGAGAGUUAUGCUGUUAGGUGGAGUGCAGGCUUUGUUUGAAAGUGCCCUCUAUAUAUUUGUGUUCUUGUGGACUCCAGUACUGGACCCUCAUGGACCUCCUUUAGGAAUUGUGUUCUCUUGUUUAAUGGCUGCUAGCAUGGUGGGCUCCUUACUGUACCGCCUAGCCACCUCCACACGUUACCACUUGCAGCCCGGCCAUGUGCUGUGCGUGGCAGUGUUGAUGGCCUUCUUCUCCUUCUUCAUGCUGACUUUCUCCACGACCCCAGGACAGCCUAGACCUCAUGAGUCUUUCCUGGCCUUUCUGCUGCUGGAGCUGGCCUGUGGCCUCUACUUUCCCGCAGUCAGCUUUCUUCAGGGCAGGGUGAUCCCAGAGGACAAGCGGGCCGGUGUGUUGGCCUGGUUCCGGGUGCCUCUGCACCUACUGGCCUGCUUGGGACUGCUCGCACUCCACGGGGAAGUAUCAGGAACAGGUGGAGGAGAGGGGGGCAGCGGUACCAGACACAUGUUUGGGGGCUGUGCAGUCAUGAUGCUGGCAGCUCUGCUGGCUGUGGUCAGUCUGUUCACGCUGGGCAGAAAUGACACAGACCUGAGACUAGAGAGCGACAUAGAAUGAAGAUGACUUGGACCACAUGUCUAUUUAUUAUGUGACAAAUUAAACAAUGCUGAGGAGAAACCAGUACCAUAGUUUAUAUUUUUUGCCAAAAUGAAACUGAAAUCAAUCAGUCCAAAUGGGGUAUUUGUAUUUUUCAACUACAUUUACGCUCUGGAUUUCGUGUGCUUUCCUUGUUGCUAAUAUCUUUUCUGAAUCCUGUAUGUGUAACUAAGAUCAGGAAACAAACUUUUAUUUUCAAAGGGAAAAAGAAGUAUAAAAAAUUGACUGCUACUGGAUCUAAAUUAACUGCCCUGGAUAAGUGACAGACUAAUUUAAUAAGAUGUUUGUGUUUGAAAUACAAGCCUCAGUUUUCUAUAAGGAUCAGUAACACCCAAGUGUUUAUCAUAUGUUUAGAAACAGAAGAAACUGGCUGUUACAGAGCGCUUAAUUAAUAUCCAAAGAAAUAAGGUCAUAUCUUGUAUAUGGAUGUGUUUUUGAAUGGUAUUUUUGCAUUACUUUGAUUUCUUCAGUUUACUGUUUUUAUUGACAUUAUGCCUUGCAAUUAGCAAAGUAUGCAAAAGCAUAAUAGAGUGAGUGAGUGGGUCAGCAGAAGUUCAGUUAAACUAAAAACUAAUGUAUAUUCAGCUUUGGAAUUUUGGAUUCUGAUCAAUACAGAUGAGGACUAAUGAAGCCUAUUGUGGGCCGUGUUGGCAUCCUUUAACAUAAUUUGCAGUAAUUCUUUUAUAAGUUUAAAAAUGUUGGCACAGUGGAGCAUGUCUGAAGUUGUUAACAUGCAAAGUAGUCCUUUUGUUUGCACAUGAUUGAUGAAGCCUUGUUGCUAAUCGCAGCAUCCUGGUGGCCACUUGAGGUUGGUUGUAUUUCGAAUGGAAAGGCAAUAUGGGUCAGUUUUGGUUUAAAAGUUCUGAAUUUGUAAUUUUCUUUUUUUCCUAAACAUUUCUUUGUCCUAUAUGUUGAAAUAAAAUUGUACAUAAUGAA